CUCUGAUAAUACCACAUAAUAUCACGUUUCCCACCUUUUUUAUAUAACUGCUUCGAUGGCAACUCUAAAGAAUAGCAGCCCAAACCGAAAAUACCUCACGAACGGAUAAAUGACCUUGAGCAGCCAAUCAGGUGACUGCGUAUAUCCCAGACGUAUUUAUGGGUGCUUUAUACCUUUUGCGUUGCAAAUUCUCUCCAGAUCUUGUUUUCGAUUACUGUUUGGAGAACGGACUGAUAGGAAUGUCGAAAAAUUACCGAUAUGGAGGUGUCAUUCAUAUGUAAAGAUAAAAUAGAUGUAUCGAUGGGUUUGUUUGUUGGUAAAAUGAGUGCCGAACCAGAAAAUCAGUUCGAGAACGUAUGUCGUUCGUUUUUAAUUUACAGAUUCCUUAGGUACUUUUGAUAAAAAGAAAAUAUAAUCGAGGGAGGUUGAGUGCAAAUCAGCAAUAGGUAUUGGGGAUAUAUGACAGCAACCUCCAUAAAGGAUAUAUUGAGGUGAUCCCUAAUCGCAGUGCAGGUGUAUUAUUGCCUAUUAUCCAGCGCUUAGUACUACCUGGGACGACUAUUCAUACAGAUGAAUGGAGUAGUUAUAGUCAGUUAUAGAAUCUAGGCUAUAUUCAUUAAGUCUUCAACCAUACAAAUGGUUUUCUCAAUCCUUUUGAUGGAAGUCACACUAAUUCCAUCGAAAGUUUCUGGAGUCACCUAAAAUACGUAUCAGAUCUGUGAAUGGAUCAAGAAAUGCAAUGAUAUGCAGUUAUCUCGAUGAGUUUAUCUACAGGACUUGGUUUAACAUGAGAAGCAAGACUCCUAUGAGAAAUUGGCAGAUUUUUGGAACAUAUACGAGAACGCUGUCCUUUAUAACUAUUUUUUUAAACAUUGCAUUACUUAUAUAUAAGAGAUUUAUUACAAUUAUGCACCGUUUUUUGAGCCUUCUGAUUGGUCGAAGUUGUCCUUGUCAAGGUCAUUUGUCCAUUCGCUAGGUAGUUUCGGUUUGGGCUGCAAUUCUUCAGAGUUACCGCUUUGAUAAAGCCCAUGUCCUAUUCGAAUACAUACCACACAAUCCAAGACAUAUAAUGGUAAACACCAGCGAACGAGAACUAUGAAUGAUGAACAAAGAAAUAAGCUCACUAUCUAAUCUUUCAAAUUUUGCUGAUGAAUUCACCAUGUUCGCCGCCGCCAACUUCGACAACUCUCUAUCUGUUAUUACUGGGGACUUCAACUCGUCAGAUUGCUCCUUCCUUGAAGCACUUGGUCACUCUAACAUUGUCAAAUUUCCCACUCGACUAGAAAAAACACUGGAUUUAGUUUUUACAAAUGACGAAGGAAUCUAUGAAGCAGGUAAACGUGCACCGAUCCUCAACUCUGAUCACUCUAUUGUUCGUGUUCUACCAAAAAUAUACAGCAAAACACAUAUCAAAGUCUUCUCACAUCUGUCUAUGAAAGCACAACAAAGAUGCUACUCAUCCGAAAACUUACUCAAUCUAAGGUGCAUGUUAAAUAAUACUAACUGGGAUUUAUUCCAUGAAACUUCAUUAGAUGACACAAUCGUCAAUAUAACGGAUUAUCUCAAGUUUUGCCUUGAUAUAUGCUGUCCCAAACAAACUCUAUUCAAACGUCUCGACCGCUUCUCAUCUCCUUAUCUCAAACAACUUCGCAGGAAAAAAGAAACUUUGUACAAAUCCAAAGACAAGUUAGGACUCAAAAAGAUUAAUGCUCAGAUCAAAUCUGAAAUCAAAAAUCUUAAUGCUAUCUAUAAUGAUACACUUUUAUCAUGUAAAUCUCCAAUCAGUAUGUGGAAACUUUUUAAUGAAAUUACUGGUAAUAGUAAGCGUUGUAAUACUUUUCCCUCUUAUGAUGUUAAUGCUCUUAAUCAGUCUUUUAUACGCUGUCCUUCUACUUUAACUACUUCUAAUGUUACCUAUCAUGUAGCUGAAAACUUUCAUGACUUUAAUACUCUCGAUGUUCUAAAAUGUCUUAAAACACUCAAGCCCUCACGUAGCCUAGGUCCUGAUGGUAUACCUGCCUAUGUUCUAAAACAAUGUGCAGAUGUGUUGUGUUCUCCACUAACCAACAUCCUAAAUGCCUCUUUCUCCAAAAAUAUCGUACCUGAUGCAUGGAAAGACAUCAAAAUUGUCCCUGUCCCUAAACCUGGAAACGGCAAGAACGUAAAGUUCAGACCCAUUGCCAUCACUUCCCCGUUCCUAAAGCUUAUGGAAAAACUAAUACUUCUUAAACUCGAACCCUCCCUUAAAAAAUUCGAAGACCCAAAACAAUUUGCCUAUAGACAGGGUAGGAGUACAUUAGACGCUGCAGCUGUCUUACACAACAACAUCGUCUCAUCAUUAGAUAAAGGUGCUAAAUACGUCCGCUGCACGUUUCUUGACUUCACUUCUGCUUUCGACUCUGUUCCUAGAUGUCUCCUUCUAAAUAAGCUCUCUUUGACGAAAACUGAGUCCUGGGUCACUAACUGGUUGCAUUCCUACUUCUCUAACAGAAAGCAGUACACCGUAUACAAAGGUAAAUCAUCCUCUGCUGCACUCACUGAAGCCGGAGUCCCCCAAGGCGCUGUACUCUCCCCACUUCUCUUUUCUUUCUUUCUACAUGACUUACCAUCUUCAAAUGACAUUAAUUUUGUCAAAUACGCUGACGAUCUGUCUGUCAAAGCGACUGCUCUAAACUUAAUGGCUUUCUGUCAGAAAUCAGCCAGUGGUCCAAGGAAAAUGGUCUUACUCUAAACGCUUCCAAAUGCCAAACAGUCAAUUUCACCUUUAGGCAUAAAUCCGACCUAAACAAACUGUUUGGCUCUCACCAGGUGUGCAACAUAGACGGCACUGAAAUAGAAACUAAAUCGGAAAUUAAAUACCUAGGUGUCAUUCUA
Messenger RNA from Trichobilharzia szidati, 2874 nucleotides. The record is from the annotation of a GenBank genome assembly. NCBI's taxonomy places the organism in Eukaryota, Metazoa, Platyhelminthes, Trematoda, Strigeidida, Schistosomatidae.